AAUAUAGAUCUAGAAGUUCUAAGACGGACCAACGUUAAAGUGAAUCUUGAAAGUAGUGAGAUGUUUGCUCAGGCCCCUUGCCCUGAAAGAUGUUCGUGCUAAUGGGACUGGUGUGUUGUUUUUGAAGAUUCUGGCGAGAUGCAAAUGACAAAAGUAGUGUCCUUGUGAGUGAAGAGAUCAAGUGGCUGAAGUGGACGACGUAGCUCUAGGUCUAGGCCUAUUCUUUCUUGAUUAACUUCCCUGUCCGAUUGUGGACGUCAAGAAUCCAAGCAUGGUGGAAGUUCACUGCGGUUUUCUCACAGUCAAGAUUUCGGGACUUUUGAGGGCCAAGUCGUACCCCAAUUUCUAUUGCGUACUGUACUCUGGCAGAGGCAAUUGGGCGCCACGGAUUGACCUGUAUGAAAACAAAGAGGCUUCACGGCCCCCUGGGAACUGCAAAAAAUCUCUCUUCAUAGAAGACGCUAAAUGGAUUCCUGUUGAUGUUGUCGAUCCUGCCUUUGCUUUAGAUGUUAAGGGCAAGACUUGCACAUUCUUCACUGCCUCUCAAAAAGAACGAAAGUACUGGGCAGUAGCUCUGUGUUGCCUGAGUGGGAACUUGUUUGACACAAGACAUAUUGUGUAUCCGUCACUAGGCAUGAAAUCAGACAAAGUCAGUCACUUAGAUGAAGAAUAUGUGGUGGAGCAGAAUGUCCUCUACUCAUCAAGUCCAGCCUCAUUUAUCAAAAAAUUUGAUGUGUUUGCUGAAAGCAGCGAAGGCUGCUUGCGUCUCGGGCUCCAUGGAGCGUACAAGUUUGUGCUGGCUCCUGUGGUACUCAAGUUGUGUCAAUUUGAAGAUGAAACAGAUGUAUCCGAAUGGCCUUACAAAUUUCUGCGGGACUUUGGACACUCAAAACAUUCAUUUUUCUUUAAUGCUGGGUCCAGAUGUCAGACUGGAGCAGGUUAUUUCAAUUUUCACACCACACAAGGUGAACAGAUUGUUCAGGCAAUUUCCGUGCUGACCCACCGAAUGUGUGAUGCUGAUGAUGACACAUCUUUGACCCCACCCUCUCAGGACAGCAUCACUCCUACAUCACCGUCCAGAACAAAAUUAUUGGUUGGGAAACAGAAGUCUGAUACCGUGUCCCCUCCAGCCCCACCCCCGAAAGUGAAUGUUGGCCAAUCCCACUCACACCCAAGUGAUGCCAACCAGCCAUCCAACAAGUUCAAGAAUGAACUGAGCAAAGCCAUCUUUCAGCAGGGUGGGGAGCAGAAAAGAGGCUCUGUUGACAGCUCUCUUUCCUCGGAUUCAACACAAAGUAGCAGUAAGACAGACAAAACAAAAUCUCAGCUGAAAAAAGAGCAGAAAAAUAUGAAAAAAGAAGCCAGGAAAGCUCAGAAAGAGGAAGAAAAGAUGAGAAAAAAACAGAAAGAGGAUGAGAGGCAAAGAAAGAAAGCAGAGAAAAGCAAACCGCCAGAGAAAAGCAAACUGCAAGAGAAAAGCAAACUGCAAGAGAAAAAGCCUGCGAAAACUGUGCCAGUUGAUACUUCCUCUGUCAACCUUUACAGCGAUGUCGAUUCUGCGUAUGCCACUGCUGAUAGUGUAGCUCAAGUGAACACUGAUGAGCACAACCUUGGCAUUCCCAACCAGCAGGAUGGCCAAGUGUACAGUGAACCUUGGGGAAGUCACCCCUUUCUGAAGCCAUAUCCCGUCAGUCAAGGUGCAGACUAUGAAGACGAUCCAGUGGACGCAGUGUAUGCCCAACCAGAGAAGAAGAACCCUAAGAAGGUGGCUAAUGGAAAGAACGCUCCUCACAGUGAGGAGGAUUAUGAGGACUUGGACUGCAAGUUUGCUGCACCGCCAUUGGUUCCUCCCAAACACUUUGAUGCUGGUGAUUCAGAUGGCGUGUAUGCACAUUUACAUCAGGCGCAGAUGCCUGCUCCUGCAGUGGAUAACGUGUAUGGCGUGGCCUCAGCUAUUGCUCUCCUCAACAAUGGGGAGAAUAAUGGAGGCGCUGGGUCUGUGUCCAGAGUGCAGCAAGGAUCAUACGAUUCCACAUAUGACACGGUAGACUGAACAUGUGCAGUGCACUAUGACUCAGGGUUUUUUACUCUGUCAUCACAGGAACACAAUCUCUUAUUUGAAAUCCUUUAAAUCAGAUACAUUUUCUUCUGUAAUCUGUUAAUUCAAGAGCGGCGCCCUUUUUUGUACUGCAGAUAAUUAAGUGGGGUUUUUUUCUGGAAUGACAAUGCGACUUGUGAGAAUCUUGUUCAUGCUCAAACCAGUCUUGCCUUGUCUAGUCUUGUUUUAGCUAUGCCUGUAAAAUUAAAGUAGCCAAAUAUGCAAUCAGAUCCUCCUAGUAUUCAUAUGGUGAGGUUAUUGAACACCAGUGAAUUGUAGAACUAAACACAGUUCAUUAAGGCUGUGAUGAUAAAUGAAGUCAGAUAAAGUUUGAUCCUAUUGAUUACUCAAAGUAGAGAAUUUGUCCAUAUCUCUACACUGCUAGGCUUUCUGGGAGGGGGAGAGAGAAAAAAGGUAUGUUGUUAACAUUCUCUGGUUCUUGAUUUGUGAUAAGUAUUGAUGUUGUUGUUUUUUUAAAAAUGAAAACUGUGAAAUCCCCAGAUAAAGGUAAACUGGGAUUUUUUUAUUUUUUUUUUAAUAAUUUUUUUUUGUUCCUGGUCAUUUAAAACUAGAAAAACCAAAAACAGUGUAGUUUAACUUUAACUUUAGCACUUUGUUCUAUUAGAUAUUAAUAUGAAUACAUUUUUUAAAAGUUUUUUUCACUAUAACACUCACUGACUAAAACUACUUAUCUGUACUUAAAGAUAAUAAAGACAAAUGUUUCAUUUUAUUUUCAGGGCAGUUUGAAAGAGGUUGUGUGUGUAAAAUUAGCUCAAUUUUGUAACUUUGAACUCCAUUUCGUUUCCUUAACACUUUGCCGCCACAUCUCGUCGAUCGGCGAUGUUUACCACCCAGUUUCUUUGGAUUUUCCCCAAAAUACCUUUGAAUUUGAUGGCAAGGGUUUUUACUAUAUGAGCCUUGAGCCUUGUGAUGGCAAAGUGUUAAGGCCAUGUGGAAAAAAAAUUUACAAAAAGUGCUGGUUAUUUGUGUCCAGAAAUGAGUUAUGGUGACCAUGGAUAAAUGCAAAGAUUGAAUGAUUGUGGGUAGUGUGAUUGUGAAGUAUUAUGCCAUCCUUUAUAUAUAUUGCUAACUGUAGUGGAGAAAUGUUUUGUUUGUCACACUGAGUGUUAUCAUUGUGUGGUCUUCAGUAUUCGGAAUAUAAACCCUUUUUCUAUUUUUCUUCUUUUUUUUUUUUGUUGCUAAAUUAUAAUCCCUUGAUUUAUAAACAUGCUCGUUAUAUCAAUGCCCUUUAAUGUUGUAUAUGACAUGAAGUUGUUUUUUUAAAUUCAUGGCUGUCGCUGUUUCUUCCGAGAGCUUCUUGUGUGCUAUUUGCACUGUCUUUGUUUAUUUUUCCACCUAUAUUGCUGUUUUAUUGCCGAAAACAAGUUGAGUGAGAGAAAAAGUUGGCAAUGUUAUUCUAGCAAAAUUGAUCACAUUGCAUGUACAAGGUUAUUAGAUAAUUUUUAAUCUGUUUACAUUGGCAUCAAAAGUUAUCAGUUUAUCUGAUAUUAUAUAUAUAUUCAUUUGUGAAAUGUUUCUUGCAGCGAGCUUGUCAGAUUGUGUGAUUGAUUGUUCAUGUGAUAACCAUAAAGCCUACCAGUUUGUUGGACAAUUGUUCUUGGAGUGAAACAUCACAUUGUAGUAGUAUUGUUCAUGGCUUCAAAAUUUCCCCUGAAAUUUGGCAAUUUGUAGCCCACGAGCUGAACCUGUUUAAGUCAAAUGAAUUCCAAAUGGUCAUAGCUAACUUGUUCAACUUUCCUGGAUGCACUGUAUUGGAUUAUUCUUAUAAUUUAAGAAUGUAUGCAGUACUCGGUUCAGCCCAUCUUACCCUUGCUGACAACCUUUCUAGCCUGUGCUUGUAGAGAUGGAUGCCUGCCCUUGCUUUUAUUUUACUGUAAAUGUACUUUUAAUAUAUUUUGUUGAUUGAUACUCUUUUAGUUUUAGUGAAUUUUGAGUGUUUUUGUAGAUUUUUUGGGUGGUUUUCUUUUCUUUUCUUUUUUUUUUUUUUUUGCAUGUCCCUUUUAAUAGAUGUUGAAGCAGCCAAAAUACAUGAAAUAUGAUCUAUGUAUUGUUUUGUUUUCUUUAACCCUCCAAGUGUCACUAACAAAUAGCCUGUGGUGUCAGGGAAAGUUAUACAAUUUUACCGUGUUAUGACGGAAAAUGAUCUUGAGAACAGGAAAAUCAAGCAAGUAAAGGUCAUAAACUGAUACAUUUGUAGAAAAGAGAACGUCAAUAGGAAAUACAGCUCAUUUGGGGUGAAAUAAGAAAUUUUUUCGGCAUUAAAAAAUUGGAUGAACAAACUAGAAUAGCAACUCAAAUUAUGGUUUAUUAGAUUGGCCGUGACACCACAAUGAAACUUACAGCCAAUUUUAUCAUUCAUCGACACUAGGAGGGUUAAGUAAUAGGUUUCCCGAAUUCAGAGAGAUACGUAAUAUCAACAUGUUUUGUGCUUCAUACUAUUCAUACUCUGGAUCAUCAACAGUCCUCAUAUUUGUGCAGAAGAUAAUUUGCAUAUCUGUUUGUUUUAUUACGAAGACUUACAAACCAUCAUUAUUGAUCUGAAGAUGUUUUUGUAUUUUUUUGUAUAACUGAUUGCCUGCCUCUUUUUUUUUCAGGCUUGAAGCCGAAAACACUGACUUAGAAUCUAGCAAAAUAUAGUUUGAGCUUACAAUUGAGAUGGCUGUUGAUUGUGUUUGUUGUUGGUUUUGUUUGAACUAAAUAGUAUUCUAUAUUUUUGUUACUAUCUUUAUUAUUGUUUGCGGUAAUGAAUUGUCUUGCAGAAUGCAAAGGAAGUUAUGUGUUAAAGCUUAUAAAUAUGUGUCCCACACCAGGUCUUGACUUUCUGAUCAGCCCAUUUCACUUUGUGUGAUUGAUAUUACAAUUUUUAAGAAAUGUGUACAGUGUAUUCAUACUUUUAAAAAAAUCCAUACCUCAAAUUUAAGAAUACUCUCUUCAUUAAACUUAAGACACUUUCUACAUAUGUUGAGGUAUGUAUUAAAUGUGAGAAGUUUACGGGAGCUUAUGGUGUCCUGUCCUUAUGAGCCAUGGGUAGAAAUGGAUUUUUCUGUUCUGACUAAUCUUAUAAGCCCUUAAAGCGUUGUCCAACAAAAACCAAAAAAAAACAAGAUUUCUUUGAGAGAUAUAUAUAGAUCUAGGUAAGACAAGCUUUUUUUAAAAAUUAAUUAAUUUUUUUUUUACAAUUUUAGAGGGAUUAAGGUUGCUGCCAAAAUUGAAUAAGACGUUUUCCAUUGUUUUUUCUUGUGGUAUAGUUGGUUGUCAUGCAAAAGUCAAUUGUAAAUGUCUUGUUUGUUUUAGUUGAGGUUUUAUGGCGCUCUCACUCCCGACUGCAUAAAGUCAUAUGAGCGCCAUGUAAAUGUCUGACUUGAUGUUUGUUUUGACUUAUGUGUUGCAAACAGGUACAGCUACUAUGAUAUUUAGUGGUAGCUUAGAUUUCCCAUCAUCCUGUUACAGAUACCAGGUUCCUUCCAAGUAAAAAUAAAGAACAGGGUACCAUAUUGUAUUUAUUCUCUUUAUGAAAUGUACAACUUAACAGUAUUUUAUGCCUUUCAGAAUCCUUUGAUUGUUCACAACAUUCUGACUCUUAACGCCCUUAAAUGUGGUCAUGCCAGACCUGAACAGCCUUGCAGUCAGUUCAUGACUGUUGGAGUUAUUGUAGUUAAAUUCCUGGUUCGUGAAAGGUUUCAGUGUCAAUGGUGUGUGAAGGGUGCCAGAGAUAGGUCUAACUUUAUACUCCUCUGUUUAAUAUUUUGUCUAUUGAUUUACUUUUACUGUUAUAAGAUAACCGUUGCUGUAGUGGCAUCGGUGGCCUUGUGGAUAGGCUACCUGAUCCGUAAUUGUGAGAUUGUGGGUUCAGGGGUUUGAGUGUCAGCUCAGUCCGACAUUGGGAAAGGCACUUAACAUGAAUUUCCCAUUUGGCUCGGUCCUGUCGGAGAUGAAUGUUAAACACGGAGGUUGCCGCUUCUUAAACGAUCUAAUAGUGUUGAUAAGGGUGUUAAACCUAUACCAUUUCACCAUUUCACCAUUUUCAUUGUUGAUGUUCGUGUAUGCUUUCUUUGAAAUUUCACAACUAUUGUUCAGUUCUGCAGUCUUCUGAUGAAAAAUGAGCUUCUACCACUUUUUAACUUUGCAUUUUCAAUGGUAUGAACACUGACAAGUGGACGUAUUGUUUCUGUUCUCGGAGCGAAAGAUAAGGAUAAGGGAAGGGGAGUAAAGAGUAGCAGCAUACAGCAUAAUUGUUUUGAGUAUAAGUUCUCGUAACUUCAUCAUGUACCUUCAAAUCUGACUUACUUGGAGCCUAUCAUAAAGUGAAUUUGCUUUCCAUGCUGUCUUUAGAGAUCACAACUUGUUUGUGUUAAUUUGUAUUUUAACUUUAAGUUCAUAUGUAAAAGACAAGAUCAUCUUACUUUUGAGACUUGGAAAUUUUAAUUUCAAAAGUGGAGCUGUCUCAUACAGUCGGGAGCGGAGGUCUGUUGUUUUGUUCCUAUCAUAUUUUUUUUUAUGUAGGCCAUUUUGUAUGGGCAUAUUUCACAGUGACAACAGCUUUUAUCUGAUCAUUCUUUUGUUUUGCAUCUCAAGAAUCUUUGGUUUAGUAAUGUACUUUUGGACUCUUGUGAAUGUUCAUGUGAUUACAUGAUCAAUUGUAUUCUAAGUUGUCCACAAAACUCGAUCUUAUUGCUGUCUUGUAUUUUUGUGAGAUAUUUCUCACUCACAGUUUUUGCUGAAUGUUAGUUCAGUUGAUGCACAAAAAA
Messenger RNA from Aplysia californica (California sea hare), 6867 nucleotides. RefSeq lists its product as uncharacterized. NCBI's taxonomy places the organism in Eukaryota, Metazoa, Mollusca, Gastropoda, Aplysiida, Aplysiidae. The coding region runs from base 272 to 2053 and encodes 593 amino acids. The transcript is spliced from 3 exons. Gene Ontology annotation, biological process: cell surface receptor protein tyrosine kinase signaling pathway. The record is from RefSeq and is a predicted model, not a curated record. Gene Ontology annotation, cellular component: cytoplasm.